AGUACCUGGCAGGGGCUGGCACCUUGCCCAUCAUCAUAACAUUGUUGCCCACCAGUGAUAGCCGGCGAGAGGAACGAACAUUGACGGCCCUGUGUGAGCUCAGGUGUUGAAGAUGCUAGUUGCAAGUGUAAGGCAACACAUUGGCAGUGUGCUGAGGGCGACCCCCAGAGUAAUAGGGGCCGCCCAAGUGAGACACCAUGGCUCCCACUACCCAAUAGACGAUACGGUGUUUGGCCUGACCGAAGACCAGCAGCAGCUGAGGAGGACGAUAUUUGACUUCAUGCAAAAGGAGCUUGCACCCAAAGCUGCCCAAAUAGACAAGGAUAACAAUUUCCCAGAGAUGAGGGACUUCUGGUUAAAAAUGGGCACCAUGGGUCUGCUGGGCAUCACUGCCAGCCCAGAAUAUGGUGGCUCGGGCAUGAGCUAUCUUGACCAUGUUAUUGUUUCUGAGGAGAUCUCCCGUGUGUCAGCUGCCAUUGCACUGUCUUAUGGCGCCCAUUCCAACCUGUGUGUCAACCAGAUCAACAUAAAUGGAACAGCAGAGCAGAAGGAAAAAUAUUUACCAAAGUACACCAAAAGAAGAGCAACCACCGCUUCAGCAUCGUCACUGGAAAAAGAUAUCUUGGUGGGUAGCUGUUUGUUUACAAUUUACAUUCACUUCCUGCCAAGGCGCCAACUAGUCGAUACUUUCCAGUUGCUAUGUGUUUUGUUUUCUGACUAGAAGAGCUCAGUUGAU
Molecule: messenger RNA, 736 nt
Organism: Portunus trituberculatus (swimming crab)
Lineage: Eukaryota; Metazoa; Arthropoda; Malacostraca; Decapoda; Portunidae
Product: isovaleryl-CoA dehydrogenase, mitochondrial-like
Exons: 4
Coding region: 113-721 (202 amino acids)
Biological process (GO): L-leucine catabolic process
Cellular component (GO): mitochondrion
Molecular function (GO): flavin adenine dinucleotide binding; 3-methylbutanoyl-CoA dehydrogenase activity
Source: RefSeq, a predicted model, not a curated record